CGAGCGACCGUGACGACAUCCACUUCAGACCGGAAGUUGUGUGAUCUGAAAUCCAAACGCAAACAUUCGGUCUGAAGGUUUUUCAGAAAUAGCUAAAUAGCUUAACGUGCGGGUUUUGCUCUACAUAUACAACAUUUACAAAUGGGGAAAGCUGAUUUUCUCAGUCCCAAAGCGAUUGGCAAUAGGAUCAAAUCCAAAGGGCUUCAAAAGUUAAGAUGGUAUUGCCAGAUGUGUCAGAAACAAUGCAGAGACGAGAAUGGGUUUAAAUGCCACUGCAUGGCGGAGUCCCACCAGAGACAGCUGCUGCUGGCCUCAGAAGACCCCAAUCAGUUCAUGGACUAUUUCUCAGAUGAAUUCAAAAGGGACUUUCUGGAGCUGCUAAGGAGACGGUUUGGGACCAAGCGAGUUCACAACAACAUUGUCUACAAUGAAUACAUCAGUCACAGAGAACACGUCCAUAUGAACUCCACACAAUGGGAGACUCUCACAGACUUCACCAAGUGGGUGGGGAAAGAAGGUCUGGCCAAGGUGGACGAGACCCCUAAGGGCUGGUACAUCCAGUACAUCGACCGCGACCCCGAGACCAUCCGCCGCCAGGAGGAGCUUGAGCGGAAGAAGAAGCAGGACCUGGACGACGAGGAGCGCGGCGCCAAGUUCAUCGAGGAGCAGGUCCGCCGCGGCAAGGACGGACGCGAGCCCGAGGAGGCUCCGACGUUCACAGAGCUGAAACGAGAGAACGAGGAAGAAAAAAUUGCCUUCAAUAUGGCCUCUUCCUCUGUCGCGGGACCUUCGAAACCAAGUUCCCUCCUGGGGGCCAGUGCCCUGAAAGCGCCGGCAGGAGCUACAGCCAAGAGGAAAGAGCCCUCUUCUGCCUCAGAGUCAAGGGAGAAAAAGAAGAAGUCCGCACUGGAGGAGAUCAUUGAGAUGGAGGAGAGGAAGAAAAAGAAGCAGAUGUCUGCGUCGGCCAGGACGGAGAACUGGCUCCAGCCCAACAUUGUGGUCAAAAUCGUCACCAAGAAGCUGGGAGAGAAGUACCACAAGAAGAAGGCGGUCAUCCAAGAGGUGCGAGACCAGUACACGGCGGUGGUGAAACUGGUGAUCUCUGGGGACAAGCUGAAGCUGGACCAGAGCCACCUGGAGACGGUCAUACCUGCGCCAGGUAAACGGGUCAUGAUCCUGAACGGAGAGUACCGGGACACAGAGGCCGUGCUGGAGGGCAUCGACGAGAAGAAGUUCUCCGCCACGCUCACCCUGGACUCCGGUCGAUUGAAGGGCAAGCGAGUUGAAGGUGUCGCUUACGAGGACUUCUCUAAAAUGCCUUGACCGCUCCCCCGCUCGCGACCUCUGUCCCAGGCAGCCUGUGUCGGGCUCUACUGUGUCAGAGUUCAUUUCCCCGGGUCUCCGGCAGCUGUAAAUAAUCAUCUUUGUCGUUUGUUGACUGUUCUUCAGUAAAUCGAUUUUCAAGAUUAAUUUUCUUUAGUCUUUUGGUUUUUAUUUUGUAGUUACACCACGACAAGUAAUUAUUUUGUCCUUUACAAUUUCGUGACAUUGUUUGGAUUCCUCCAGAAUAAAGUGGAACAAAUAUCGAACUGCUU
Molecule: messenger RNA, 1595 nt
Organism: Gadus chalcogrammus (walleye pollock)
Lineage: Eukaryota; Metazoa; Chordata; Actinopteri; Gadiformes; Gadidae
Gene: kin
Product: Kin17 DNA and RNA binding protein
Exons: 12
Coding region: 142-1323 (393 amino acids)
Biological process (GO): DNA damage response; DNA replication
Cellular component (GO): nucleus
Molecular function (GO): double-stranded DNA binding
Source: RefSeq, a predicted model, not a curated record